CUUUCCCGCGAGACUACAUUUCCCAGAAUGCCCGGCGGCCAGGAAGGCACGUGGAGUGGUUGUCCUAGGACCCGGCUGGAGGAAGAUGGCGGGCUCGCGGUGAGCAGACGUCAAGGGAUGAAAAUAGGUAUGCCUAGAAGCAAAUUUUAAAAGCAUUUUCUCUUCAAAUCUUUUUCCAUACCACCUGAUAAAGCAUCUUGAUUCACCAUGGCCGUAUCAGCAGUGAAAUGGGCGAUAUCAAACAGAACUAUUUUGAAACAUUUAUUUCCAAUCCAAAAUGGAGCUUUAUACUGUGUUUGUCAUAAAUCCACAUACUCUUCUCUUCCAGAUGACUAUAAUUGCAAAGUAGAACUUGCUUUGACAUCUGAUGGCAGGACGAUAGUUUGCUACCAUCCUUCUGUGGAUAUUCCGUAUGAACACACCAAGCCUAUCCCUCGGCCAGAUCCUUUGCAUAAUUAUGAAGAAACACAGGAUCAAAUACUGAAAACCAGAUUAGAAGUAAAAGAUGAACACUUGGAGCAAGGACCCAUGAUAGAACAACUUAGCAAAAUGUUCUUUACUACUAAGCACCGUUGGUAUCCUUAUGGACAGUAUCAUACACGUCGUAGGAAACUGAAUCCUCCAAAAGACAGAUGAUAUUGAGGUUUUCAGUAAAAUGCUGUCCUUUUCUCAUUUGCCAUUUGAGAAAAUGCAAUCAGAUAUAUUCACUACUAUGUUAUAUAGUAAAAUGAUAAUAAAAUGUCUUUUCAUCCAUUA
Molecule: messenger RNA, 756 nt
Organism: Myotis lucifugus (little brown bat)
Lineage: Eukaryota; Metazoa; Chordata; Mammalia; Chiroptera; Vespertilionidae
Gene: MRPL42
Product: mitochondrial ribosomal protein L42
Exons: 6
Coding region: 208-636 (142 amino acids)
Cellular component (GO): mitochondrial large ribosomal subunit
Source: RefSeq, a predicted model, not a curated record